GGAAAAUGUGAAUUUUAAUAUGUUGUGGAUUGUGUAAAUAAUGUGUAUGGAUAGUUUUAAUUGAAUGUGUAAAUAAUUGUCUAGAAAACUUUCAAUAUCUGAAAUGCCAUAAGGUGCAUAAAAUAACAUUGCACAUCACCCCGUUUACACAUUUUCCAAAUUUUUUUCCAUUCUAAAAUCUUUAUUUAAUUUUGUAAAUUAUUUAUUUUAUUUGAUUAAUGAAAGUUUUAAUUUUUUUUAACUAAUUCCCAAAAUGGAAGAUUCCACCCCUACCACCAAUAUUAAUACUAUUAACACUGUUAACAGUAUAAAUAGUAUAAAUAGUGUGAAUGGUGUGAACAAGUUGGGGAUGAGGGGGAUAACAACGGAGCAUGCGCUGGUGGCUAAGGAAAUUGUUUACAACUCAUUACUAUCCGGCCAACUCUCCCCAAAUCCCAGCGGAGUUGGUAGUCCUGUAAGAUUUAAUAGCCUUAGCUCCGUCAACAGCUUUAAAGCUGAUAAACCCACAUCCAACAUUACAACGCUGGUGGAAAAUGCCGUAGGAAGCUGUGGAGUUGUCCUGAGGAGUAAUCACGCCAGUCCUAAAAACUCCAAUCCCACAACAAACACUAGUACUAACACAGAUUCACAGAGUGUAAACACUGAAUGUGAUAGUAUUAGAAGUGAAAGCCUGAAUGGAAUGGUGGUAACAGGUAGUCCCAAUGUGUGGUUAAACAUUUAUGACUUGGAGAAUGUGCACAGGGUGGUGAAUGUGAUCGCAGACGUGGUGGGUGCAGGCGCAUAUCACGCGGGCGUAGAAGUCUACGGCAAUGAGUAUAACUAUGGAUAUAAUCCUAAGGGAGGGACUGGGAUCACCAGCUCAUUUCCCAAGUAUCAUCCCUAUCACACGUACAUCAAAUCCGUAGACCUGGGGAAGACCAAAUACACACCACAGCAAGUCUCGGAUAUUAUCAAUCACAUGAAACCACACUGGAAUGCACUAGACUACAAUAUUCUUCAUAAGAAUUGUUUGAAUUUUGCGAAGGAGUUGUGUGAGAGAUUGGAGGUUGGGAGGAUACCAGGUUGGGUGAUGGGACUGCAGAACAAGAUCAACUGGACCAAGAGAAACCUCAAUAAAACAACUAAUAAACUCAAAAUUCUUUUAGGCAUCAAAUAA
Molecule: messenger RNA, 1156 nt
Organism: Theileria parva strain Muguga
Lineage: Eukaryota; Apicomplexa; Aconoidasida; Piroplasmida; Theileriidae
Product: PPPDE putative peptidase domain protein
Exons: 5
Coding region: 254-1156 (300 amino acids)
Biological process (GO): protein deubiquitination
Molecular function (GO): deubiquitinase activity
Source: RefSeq, a predicted model, not a curated record